Molecule: messenger RNA, 4734 nt
Organism: Plasmodium adleri (nom. inval.)
Lineage: Eukaryota; Apicomplexa; Aconoidasida; Haemosporida; Plasmodiidae
Product: AP-3 complex subunit delta, putative
Exons: 3
Coding region: 1-4734 (1577 amino acids)
Biological process (GO): Golgi to vacuole transport; protein targeting to vacuole
Cellular component (GO): AP-3 adaptor complex; endosome membrane
Source: RefSeq, a predicted model, not a curated record
AUGAUGGAUAAUAGUUUUAUUGAAUUAAUAAAAGAUAUAAAAAAAGAUGACAGUAUUAAGAAUCUAGAAAAGAAUUAUCAGAAAUGUAUUAGUUAUUUGAAAGAACUAGAUAAGAAGAAAUCGACUGAUACAUUGUUUUCAAUGAAUUCUGUUAUUAAAGAGAAAUCUUUGGUAUUAUUAAAAUUAUUAUAUUUACAAAUGUUUGGAAAGAAAAUUGAUAAGGAACAUAAUUUUUCUGUGAUUGAAUUAUUGACAUGUAAUAAAUAUUUUUUAAAAAGACGUGGUUUUUUUUUUUUGAAUAAUAUAAGUGAUAAUGAGGAUAUAAUAUUUUUAUGUAUCAAUUUAUUUAAAAAAGAAUUAUAUAAAGAUUCAAUAAGUUCUUCAGAAUAUAAUUCAAAAGGUACAGUUUUAAGUUCUUUAUCGAAUAUAGGUGUAAAGCUGAUAAAAGAAAAUAUUAAUAUUUUUAAUAAUAAUACAAACAAUACAAACAAUACAAACAAUACAAACAGUAUGAAUAGUAUUAAUAGUAUGAAUAGUUUUCAUGGUAAUAAUUCCUUUGAUGCAUCAAAGGAUGGAAAUAAAAAAAAUAAUUUGACUUCCAUACUUCAAGGAAUAAAUAACAACAAUGAUGAAAAAAUUUUUAAUACAUUUUUAAUUUUAAAUAGUAUAAGUAAUAUAUGUACUGAUAUUAUGAGUUGUAAUUUACACAAUGAUAUAUUUUUUCUUUUAAAUAAUUCAAAUGUAUAUAUAAGAAAGAAAACUAUUUUAUGUUUUUAUAAAUUAGUAGUAUCAAAUUUAAGUAUUUUAAAUACAUUUUUUGAUAUAAUGAAAAAAAAUUUUAUCGCACUUUAUAAUAAUGAAAAUCCAUCUUAUGAAAAAUUACCAUAUGAUCAAGUGGACUAUACAUUUAGAAAUAAUACUUGUUUAUGUUGUUUAAUAAUUAAUGUUUUAGCAGAGAUAUUUUCUUAUCUUGAGAGAAGGGAAAGGAAAUAUGACAUUCAGCAAGUUAAAGGGGAUGAAUAUAAGGAGAGGGCAUUUAAUUUAUUAACCAAUAAUAAUAAUAAUAAUAAUAAUAGUGAUAAUAAUAGUCACAAUUGUGAUGAUGAUUAUAAUAAUUCUACUGAUGAACAUGCUAUUUCUAAUUAUUUAAAGAAAUUUUUAUCUUUUGUUCCAUUUAUUUAUAAUAUAUUAAAUGAAAGACUAAGUAUUAUAGAUAACUGGAAAAUAAUAAAAUUUAUUAAAUUUAUUAAUAAAUUAGUGAAAUAUGAAUACAGAAUAUAUAAAAAAUUCCUACCUAUAAUUAUUCAUAUUUUCUUUACAAAUAAAGCUAAAAGUGUUAUAUUUGAAUGUUAUGAUUUUAUACUUUUUAAUUAUAAAAAAAAUUAUAAUGUUCAUAUGCCUAAUGUAGAUAGUUAUAUUAAUAUGUCUUUAUCAUCUCAAAAUAUUGAUACUUCAAAUAAUAUGAACAUUAAUGAUAAUAAUCAUAUAUUUAAUAAUACAUAUAAUGAUAUAUUUAAUAAUACAUAUAAUAAUACAUAUAAUAAAAAUAUUCUUAUAAAUAACAAUCGUCAUAGUGGCAACCACAAUAGUGAUGAUCAUAAUAUAAUUCCAAACAGUAGUCAUAAUAAAAAGAUUAAUAACAAUUCUGAAGAAUUUUUAUUAUCACAAGAAAAUAUAAAUACACACAAUAUUGAAGAAAAUAAUAACAAAAAAAAAAAUAAUGUUGAUACUCCCUUUGAUAAAUUUUUAUUUUAUUGUUUUAAACAAUUAUUAUCUUCUUUUUUUACAGAUGAUAAAAAUAUUCUUUAUAUGACAACCAAUUUAUAUAAAUAUCUUUUUAUUAUUCCAGAUAUAUAUGAAUAUUUUACACGUUAUAAUUUAUUGAAUGAAUUUUCAAGGAAUAUAUUAAAAAAUUUUUAUCAUAAAGAUAUAACAAUCAGAAAAAAGUUAUUGUAUAUAUUAUAUUAUUUAAUAAAUGAACAAAAUUUCCAGCAAAUUGUAUAUAGCAUAUUAAUAUAUUUAUAUAAUCACAACAGUAAUUAUAUUGAUGGUAAUCAUAAUAAUCACAACAAUAAUUAUAUUGAUGGUAAUCAUAAUAAUCACAACAGUAAUUAUAUUGAUGGUAAUCAUAAUAAUCAGAACAAUAAUUAUAUUGAUGGUAAUUAUAACGUUAAAGUCAAACCAUUUGAUUAUGCAGAUGAAUAUAUUCAUGUAAUACUUAAUUAUUGUAUUAAUAAUUUAAAUCAUUUGCCAAACGUUAAUGUUUAUAUCUUUAUAUUAUUUUAUUUAUUAUGUUUAAAAAAUCAUACAAAAGAAAAUGAAAUACUUGAACAAAUAAACAAAAUAAAUAAACAAUUAAACAUAACACACAUGACAACCAAUUUUUUAAGUUGUAUUUUUAUUAUAACAUAUGCAUUAGGAUUUAUAAAGGAUACUAUGCAAAGAAAUGAUAUAUAUGUAAAAAAUAAUCAAUUAGAAAUGAAUAAAUUAUUGUUCAAACAUAAUAUAAGAAAUGAUAUUAAUAUUAAUAUUAAUAUUAAUAAUGAUGAUCAUCAUCAUAAUAUAAUAAAACAGAAAAAUAUUGAUACAUAUAAUAUUUCUUAUAAUAAUAUACAAAUGGGAAAUCAAGUAACAGAUGUUAUAUGUCCUUCUAUCCAUAUUAAUAAAGAAAACGAAAAUUUUAAAAAUAAAUCCAAUUAUGAAAAUGAUGAUAAUUAUUAUUUUCUUGAAAUAAUCUCAAACUAUCAAGAUAAAUACGAAUAUAUACUUAUAAACGAUAUUUAUAAUUUAAAAAAAGAAAUAAAAAAUUUCAAUAUAUUAAAUAAAUAUGAUGUAUUUGAAUAUAUUAUUAUUAUUUUAAAAUUAUAUGAUAAAAUAUAUCCUGAUGUGGAUUACAUGCAAGGGGUAAUAGACAAAUCAAGCAGUGAUGAUCCUUUAUAUGUAAAAAGAAAGAUGAAUGAAAAUUAUCAAAAUGGGGAAGAAAAAUAUAAAAGUGUGGAAGAAAAAUAUAAAAAUGUUGAAGAAAAAUAUAAAAAUGUGGAAGAAAAAUAUAAAAAUGUGGAAGAAAAAUAUCAAAAUGUGGAAGAAAAAUAUAAAAAUGUUGAAGAAAAAUAUGAACAUGUAGAAUCAAAGUGUAAAGAUAAUAAUAUUAAAACAUGUGAAUAUUUUUUAAAAUAUAACAGAUUAGAUCAUAUAAAAGUAGAAUCUUAUGAAUAUAUAAUAUAUUUUAUUACUAUUUAUUUAGAAGAGACAUAUGACAAAAUAAAAGAAUUUAAAGAUAUGAUUUUUUUAAAAAUAUUUUUUUUUACAUUAUAUUUAUUUUUUAUAUCAUUUAAUUCAGCAAAUAUAUUAUGGAAUGUAAUUAAAAUAUUUAUGUUCUUUUUUCAGUUUGAAGAAAAUUAUUCUCUUAUACUUUUUUAUUUUUAUAGAUGUUAUAUACAUGUCAAUUAUUUAAUAGAGAAAAAAAAUGAUGUAUAUAAUUUGGAUAUAUGUAUUUUAAUAAAAAAUAUAUUAUCUUUAUUAUUAAAUACUAAAAAAGAAAAUUCUAAAAACUUUAAUUUUUAUAAUUAUUUUGUUAAUACAAUAUUAUGUUCACAAAAAAAUCAAGAUAAGCAUUUUGAUUUAAAUGAACCUUUUAAAUAUGAUGAUUCUUUUUUUUUUAUUAAUACAGAAUUAAAUAAAGGACAAUCUGAAACGACAAAUAAAAAACAUAAAAAUAUAAAAAAUAAAGACAAACAAACAAAAGUAAAUAUACAAAAAAGUAUAACAAAUGAAUUGCAUAUGUUAAAAAAUAAACAUAAAGAAUAUAAAGAAAAAUGGAUAAAUACAAUACCUUUUUAUAUAAUAUAUCAAAAUGAUCAUUUUAAAUUAUAUUUCAAACAUUCAAAAGAUAAUAAUGAAUUAAUUUUAUAUAUACACUUAAAAAAUGAUACUUUUAUACUUCAUAAUUUCAAUAUAUAUACAUCAUUUAAUUUAAUAAAUUAUAAUAUAUUAGACAAACACAAUUCUGAUUAUUCCAAUAUUAAUGAUGAUAUGGAAAAUAAUUUUUAUAAAUAUAAUAUCACAAAUCAAAAUAUGGAUACUUAUUCUAAUCAUCAUAUGAAUAAUAAAAAUUAUAUACAAUUAAAAAAUAUAAAUAUGUCUACUUUUAUAUCUAUAAAAUAUUAUAAUCUUAUAUCAGAUAUAAAAUUGUGUUAUGAGUAUUUUUUUAAUACUGAAAAGUUGAAAAAUAAUGGAUUGCUCAUAAUACCGUAUGUAAAAAUGGAUCCUCUAAAUCUAUCGAUGGAUGACUUUAAAAAGGUCAAUAAUAUAAAUGCAGUGUUAAGAAAUAUAAACUACGAAAUAAAGACAGAGAAAAAUUGCAAUAUUUAUAAACUACUCUUCAGUUAUUUUUUAUUCUUAUCACAAUAUUUGAAUAUAUCUUUUUUUAACAUGAACAAUAUUUUUGUUAAUUUAAAAAAUGAAGUACACAUGAAUGAAUUAAGAAUUAUUUUUUGUAUUUGUAGAAGUGCUGACACAAGCGAAAACACAAAAAGGAAUAAUAUUAUACUACUAUUAAAUGUGCAACCUCAGAAAAAAGAAGAAAGUGAUAUGUCUUAUAUUUAUAGUAUUUAUAUAAAAAUGAAAAUUUUAAAUAAUUCACAGGAUGAUAGUAACAAGCUUCUUGAUUAUUUUGAAUUUUAUAUCAAUCAGUUAUUUUUACAAAAAAUAAAAAAUAUCCACUUUUUAUUCUGA